Messenger RNA from Cetraspora pellucida, 1239 nucleotides. The record is from the annotation of a GenBank genome assembly. Lineage: Eukaryota; Fungi; Glomeromycota; Glomeromycetes; Diversisporales; Gigasporaceae.
GUUACUACUGAUAAAAACAAUAAAACCAUUAAUGUUAAUUUUUUAUUUUUUUGUCGUUGUGCUUUGAAAUUAUUUUACAAGUUUAUGCUUUCUAUUAUAAAAAUGGAAUCGAACUUAAAUAUAAGUAGUACCAUUAUACCACAUAUUUUUUUACCACAAAAUAUCAACCCACAGCAUAUUGUAGAUGAUAACCUCAUUAUCUUGGAAUGUGUUUUGCUGCAAAAUUAUAAUUAUGUUAUUGAUUCGUUCAAAACAAUACUACCAUUAAAUUUUUUGGAUGCAUUUUCUGAUCCGUUUGAAGCAAAGUUUCGCAUUAAUGUUUGUACAAUCAAUGAUGCCAAAGUAUGGCUUGAUAAAUUUUCAAAUUUACAUAAGGUCACUAUGAGAGAAACACAAGGUCGAAUCAUUAAAGAUGUCAAGUAUCUUUUAUCUAAACGAUUUUACUGUGUACAUAGUCACCUAGUAAAGCUAAAACAGGGACAAAAAAAUAAAAUUAAUGAUACAAAUAUUAACUCUAUGGAAGAAUUCCUGGAUCAAUCUGUUGGUGCGAGAAAUGGAAAAGACAUGUUUGAUCGGUUAGCCAAAGAAGUUGAUGAGUUCAAUAUUAAUGAAAAAGGAUAUGCUUGGAUGCAACCAUAUAUUGCUCCAACAUGUGACAAUUCUGGACAACCAUUUAUCCUUGUAAUUAUAAUCAAUCUAAUGAAACGCUGUCAUUCUCUACAACAAGCUGGUGAAUUGGUAUACAUAGAUACUACGGCUGGUCUUGACGUUCUUAAUACCCCAUUAAUGAUUCUCUCUACAAGUACAUCCAUUAGAAGCUUGCCUCUUGCGGUGAUACUUACGUCAGAUGAAACUGCAUAUACUUUUUCAGAAGCUUUAAAUGCUUUAAAAUCUGUAAUGCCAUUAACAGCAUUUAAUGAACAUAGACCUGGGGUUAGACCUGAAGUUAUAAUGACGGACGAUUGCAAAGCAGAGAGAAAAGCCCUACAUAAUACCUGGAAUAAGGCUACUUUGCUACUAUGUGUCUUUCAUUUUCUUCAAGCGAUGUGGAGAUGGUUGUGGGAUGGAAAGAAUAGUAUCAAUAUAGAUGACCGUGUUAUUAUAAUUGGAUGUUUGAAGAAGAUUGUAUUUGCAAAGACUGAAUCUAAACUUGAAGAAGAGUAUAGAGCAUUAAUAAUUAAUCAAGUAUACUUGAAAUAUCCACAUUUCCAAAAACACUUUGAAGCCAUGUGGAACUGA